UCAACUCGCUACUCCACGUGUUAUUGACAAAUGCGUGAUAAGAUACCGUACUGGCAUGAAUACAUAAUUCGACUUCAGUACGGAAACAAGAGUGUUUAUAUAAAUGUCGGCUAUGUCACCACCGAGCUGGAUGGGAAGUAUUUGUUUGUGGGGUGUGUGAAUGUCCAGUCGUAUCCCCAAGUCAUUCAUUGACCCCCACCCCCGGGAAUUAUAUACCAUGGACUACUGGAUGUCACGUGAUACAGGUGUGUGAUACCAUGCGCCAGAUAGCCGUUCCGGAGCCAUGAGUCGCUCUUGCCAGCCCACAAGCCCGGAUGUUGAUUGCUGCUGACCUUGCCAACAUGCACGACACAGAUACAAUGGCUGCUAUUCACGGAGCCAGAAUCUCUCCGCUUCAUGCCCACGCCUUCGGGGCCACGUCUGUCAUAAAGAGUACAAUAAAACCCUUAGUCAAGCCGAUCGCGGCAACGGAGGACAGCUUCGGCGAGGAGAUGGAGGAGGAUGAUGAUUUCAGCGAUCACGAUUCGCACUACUCGGAGGACUUCAUCGAUGACGAUUCAUACAUGCACGUGAUCACUGAGGAACCACCGAAUGUGACGCAGCGUCUGCUUAGUUUUGCAGAAAUGGUGAACACCGAUAUUCAGAAAUACUUCGGUAAGAAAAAAGAUGAGGAUUCGUGUGAUAUAUAUGAAGAUAAGUGGGUAACGACCAAGUCUGGUCGGGAACUAUACUACGCCGAUCUUUUGAGGAUAGCUCAGGGGGAAAAUGUGGACAGUAAAUCUAGAAAGUCCCCUAAUCUAGAUCAAGGCAAACGAAAGUUCACGGGGAAAAUGGACGCCAAGAUCGGACUAGGUCCACUUAACGAUUUGUUUGAAUACGGACUCCGGCAGUUUCUUGUUGACGGAAAGUUAAAAGCGAAAAAACUGAAACGAAUGAAACAGGAUGUAAAAAAGAUCGAGGAAGUGAUGCCGAUGAAUCAAAGGAAGCUGCCAGAUUCGUUUUGGCGGGAACCCGGAGCAGAGCGUCCAACAGACCCACGUGUCAAUAAUGGUGGAAAUAUGUUAAAUUCUUCCCACCCACCCGACUUUAGUGACCUUCUUCAGAGCUGGACAGGUGUCGGGCAAGUGAAUGACUUUGGCGGGGAACUAUCCUCUAGUGAAAUGAGUGUGACGUCAUCAGAAUCUCUCUGACAAAGUAUUAUAUCAACAAUAUGUGAUAAACUAAACCCGAAUAUAUAAUGCGAUUGUUUAUAAUGGCGAUACUGUUACAAAAGCAGAUAUUUUAAAAGUGGAAUCUCAUCAGUUAAGACUCGUUCGGUAAUUCACAAUCGAGAUAAGAAAACUUCGAAACUAGUAAUGAUUGAAGUGACAAAAUGUUUGCCUUCACAAGCGAAAUGGCCAUAUUUCGUUGAAGCAGUAUUUGACCUUAUAUAUACUAUGGAAGUGCUUUUGACAAAAACGUCUCGAUCUCGAGACGCAGGUAGUUAUUCUUGACCUUGAACAAAACUGUUCUAACUAUUGCGUUAAGACAGGAUAUAUAUAAAAAAAAUCAAAACGGAAGUGUUCAUUGAUGUGACUUUCGGUAUAAACCGGAAGCUGGUAAAACAGGGUAUUUUUUGGUGUGAGUGCAAUGUCUCAUUUCCAUUGAUUCAUGCAGUUCCAUGUACAUGUAUUAUGCAAAUGUAGGUGAUGUUAGAUGUGUCACAAGCUCAACUACCUUUCUCGCUGUGCCAUAUAUCGUUGUGUACUACAUAUUCAAUACAAAACUGAUAUUUA
Molecule: messenger RNA, 1775 nt
Organism: Mizuhopecten yessoensis (Yesso scallop)
Lineage: Eukaryota; Metazoa; Mollusca; Bivalvia; Pectinida; Pectinidae
Exons: 2
Coding region: 315-1190 (291 amino acids)
Source: RefSeq, a predicted model, not a curated record